Messenger RNA from Chelonus insularis, 1668 nucleotides. RefSeq names its product sensory neuron membrane protein 2-like. Lineage: Eukaryota; Metazoa; Arthropoda; Insecta; Hymenoptera; Braconidae. Bases 1 to 1668 code for a protein of 555 amino acids. Gene Ontology annotation, cellular component: membrane; cytoplasm. The record is from RefSeq and is a predicted model, not a curated record. The transcript has 8 exons. Gene Ontology annotation, molecular function: scavenger receptor activity.
AUGAAGAAAAUGAAUGGUUUUAAAGUGAUCCGGAAUUUGCUGUCAUGUAUUCCAGGAGUUUUACUUCUGGCAAUUGGAGUUUAUCUUAUAAUCUUUAAGUCUCAUGUAGAUUUUGUAACCAAAUUAGUACGUGAGGAUGCUGAAUUAGUAGAUGGAAAAUUUGGAUACAAAAUUUGGAAAAGAAAUGAAUUAUUUUUUAAAUUAUAUCUAUUUCAUGUCACUAAUCCUGAUGAAGUGAUGCAAGGUGCAACGCCAAUCCUUGAAGAACGUGGACCAUUCGUCUAUGACUUAAUCAUAGACAAGCGAAUACUCAACAUUGAUGAAGAAAAAGAUGAGAUAGCUUUUACUCUAGUUAAAACUUACUAUUUUAACAAAAAAGCAUCUGGGAGCAACUCUCCAGAUGAUAAAGUUGUCCUAUUGAAUAGUCCUUACGUUGGGAUUAUGAAUACUUUAAAAGCAAAAGCUGCUAUGAUGUUACCCAAAUUAGGGAAUCAAAUCCAAAAUCUCUUUCCCAAAUUCCGUGACAUAUUUUUACGUGUACAAGUGAAGGAUUUAUUGUUUGAAGGACUUCCACUAUCUUGUGAUAAAGAUAAGUUUCCUGAUCUUGGUAUGAUCUGCACUUUCUUGAAAAUGCAAAGACCGCCCAUGAUAAAAACUACCGAUCGGGACGGAUAUUAUACCUACAGUCUUUUUGGAGCGCUUAACGGUACCGAACAAGGCCCCUUUACUGUUAACAGAGGAGUAAAAAAUAAAGAUGCAUUAGGCAAUACGACAUCUUAUAAAAAUAUUAGAGUAGGAAAAUUUUGGAAUGAAAAAGAGUGCAAUAUUGUUUCUGGUACUGAUUCAAUUACAUGGGCUCCAAUGGAAGAAAAAUGGCCUUUCGUUACCGUAUAUGAACCUACUUUAUGUCGAUCAAUAGAGACUAUGUAUAAACGAGAUGAAAUUUAUCACGGAUUAAUAGGCCAUCGAUAUGAAAUGGAUGAUUCCGUUUGGUCUGAAGACAAAAUCAAAUGCUACUGUCCACUUGGACCAAAAAAAGCAUUAAAAUGUCUACCAACUGGUCUUUUAGAUAUCUCAAAGUGUCAGGACGCCGAGGCAAUAUAUUCAGAACCACAUUUUCUCCAUGGAGAUCCAGAUCUUCUUGAUUAUGCGAAAGGUUUGACGCCCAAUAUAGAAGCUCACGCAACUUAUAUUGUUAUCGAACCUCUUACUGGAGCUCCUUUGAGUGGGUCGAAGAAAUUGCAACUUAGUGUUCGAAUCGCUCCAAAUACUGCAGUUACCGUUUUAUCUAACCUUACGGAGGGUUUUUGUCCCUUUCUUUGGGCCGAAGAGGUACUUUUCAGUACAAUAUCAUUUACCGCUUUGGAUGUUCUCUCAGAAGCUUCCAGAGUUAGACAUAGUUAUUUCAAACCUUUUAAAGGCACGAGUGAAGCAAGAUUAGAAUUACUCGCUCCUGUUAUUAGAGCUCAUCGAUUUUUAUACUUUUGUCGAUAUCUCUCAUGGAUUCCAAUCAUUCUUGGUACUUUUUACAUGUUAUAUAUUGGCAUAUAUCAGUUUACAGCCGAGGAUAACAAAACCGGUCAUGUCAAAAUGGCUCAAAAGAAUCCAUCUCCAAAUCAACAACUUGUUAAACAAGCCGUGAAUCGUCGUAAUCACGCGUUUAACUGA